This is a messenger RNA of Sabethes cyaneus, 584 nucleotides long. It is a transcript of the gene ND-B12, whose product is annotated as NADH dehydrogenase [ubiquinone] 1 beta subcomplex subunit 3. NCBI's taxonomy places the organism in Eukaryota, Metazoa, Arthropoda, Insecta, Diptera, Culicidae. The coding region runs from base 146 to 490 and encodes 114 amino acids. The record is from RefSeq and is a predicted model, not a curated record. Gene Ontology annotation, biological process: electron transport chain; mitochondrial respiratory chain complex I assembly. The transcript is spliced from 2 exons. Gene Ontology annotation, cellular component: mitochondrion.
CCAACAGUCAGUGCAGUCUCUCAUUGUUUUUAAACCUUUUUCUUUCGGAAUCACGCAGUGUAGUGAAGAAAAAUCUUAUCCUUCAAAUAACAUUUUCCAGCAGAUUUGUUUGCUGAUAGAACUGCCAAAGGCUCCUCGGUGAGAAAUGGGAGGCGGUCACGAUCACCAUCACGGACCCCCGUACAAGGUACCGGAUGCUUCCAUCUACAAGCUCGAGGAUGCACCGGAGCUGCUCGAAACGCAACGCGCUCUGGCCCGUCGUGGUCUGAAGGAUCCCUGGCUACGGAACGAGGUGUGGCGCUACAAUGCGAAAGAGUGGUCAACCCAUCGGGUUCGGUUGGUGAAAUUUCUGUUCAAGGGUUUUCCGCUUGGUUUCGCUGCUUUUGUCGCAACCAUUGGGAUCGAAUAUGCCCUCGGCGUGGAUUACCACGCUCACCCGGCGCACGACCACGGCAGUGAAGGAGGUCAUGGCGGCCACGGACACCAUUAGACGUUAAUCGUGGUAUGCAAGGUGGUAGACUAAUCGGAGUUUUCUUUUCACAUUUACGGAAAAUAAAGCUAAUAAUUUGGAAAUGUUUAAUGCU